Plodia interpunctella (Indianmeal moth) is the source of this 1619-nucleotide messenger RNA. RefSeq lists its product as uncharacterized. Gene Ontology annotation, biological process: response to oxidative stress. The transcript has 4 exons. Lineage: Eukaryota; Metazoa; Arthropoda; Insecta; Lepidoptera; Pyralidae. The coding region runs from base 30 to 671 and encodes 213 amino acids. Gene Ontology annotation, molecular function: glutathione peroxidase activity. The record is from RefSeq and is a predicted model, not a curated record.
AAAAGUUAUGUGAUGUUUGAACGCAUCCUAUGUUUUACCUCUUCGGUGUCCAGUCCGUCCGAAUCAUGACAAUCGGAAUAAGAAGUAUUUCGAAGCUUGUUGUGCCUGUCGUUGGUAAUUUAUUUUGCAUUUCAAGAGCGCAAUUAAGUACCUUAAAAAUGGCCACUGCAAAUAAUCCUGACUACAAAUCUGCUGUAUCAAUCCACGAGUUCACAGUGAAAAAUAUCAAAGGGGAAGAUGUGAAGUUGGAGACAUACAAAGGACAUGUCUGCAUCAUUGUUAAUGUUGCAUCCCAAUGUGGGCUGACUGCGAAUAACUACAAGCAACUUAAUGAGUUGUAUGAUCAAUAUGCUGAGAGCAAAGGCCUCAAGAUUCUGGCAUUCCCAUGCAACCAGUUUGCUGGACAAGAGCCUGGCAACCCCGAAGAGAUUGUUUGCUUCAUCUCUGAGCGUAAAGUCAAGUUUGACAUGUUCGAGAAGGUGGAUGUGAAUGGAGAUAACGCCAGUCCAUUGUGGAAGUUCUUGAAGCACAAACAAGGCGGAACCCUCGGAAACUUCAUCAAAUGGAAUUUCACAAAAUUCAUUGUUGACAAGAAUGGAGUUCCAGUUGAGCGUCACGGCCCUAAUGUAGAUCCCCUCGAUUUGGUCAAAUCUUUGGAGAAGUACUGGUGAAGAAAUGUGAAAACGAUAGUUUGUAAUAUUUCCUUAAGAUCAUGUGUAACAACUUGUUUUGUUUGGUUAGCCUUAACUUUCUCAAUUUCGCCUGGUAGAUAUGUGGCUGAUGGUUAAAUAUCUUAAAAUCCUAUGGCACUGAAUACCUUUCUCUUAUUAAAACUUUAAUAAUAUUGAUGUUGAUAUCAUUCUAUAUUUCUCAAGUGUUUAGCUACAAUGUACGUUUUUACUGGUAAUCUAUCUUAAUCUUUAUGUACAGUCAACAGCACAUCAAUCUACCAAAAUGUAUGGCAAGACUAGUGUUGGUCCCUAUUACUACGAGAUACAAAAUAUCCAAGCAGGGUAACUUGACAAGGUGUAAAAUCAAAUCAUUGCUUAUUUACAAUGAUUUGAUUUUAAAAUUGAUUUAACUUGGGCAAAGUUUUUAAUUACUGGGGAAUAGUGAUAAUUCAUUAUUCAAAAGUCUGCAUUUUUCGGAAAUAAAAAUACAUUGACAAUUUGAUUAUUUAUGUAGGUAUUUGGACGACCAAACUUGAUUUUUUUUGUUAUGUUACUUGAAGACAAAGAACAUUGUCUUUUCUUGGAAAUUUACUUUAUGGUUAUAGCUUUUUGUUUUUCAUUACUUGUUUUGAAACGUUUUUUAUCUACACCUUUGCGCUUACAGGACAUUGGGAUCGUUUUUGUUCUGGGAAUUUCGUAACUGUAGUAAUGUAUGAUUUUUAAAGCAUUUAUUUUUAGAGUUGUAAUCUACUUGUGUGAUUAUAUAAUAAUGCUAUGCCACACAACAUCACAAAUUCGCAAACAAUUAGAUUAGCUCUAGUUAUAUAUCUAUUAAACUUUAUCUUUUGAGUUAUGAAGUACAAGUUACUCAUUUAUUAACAACGUUUGUAUAUCUUGAUAGUAUAGUUAUAUGCAUUGUUAAAAACUAAAAUAAACUAUAAUUUAUUA